GCUUGGAGCUUUGCAGCUGCUCAUUCUGCUGUUGCAAACGCUCGUUGCUGCCAAGCCUCAUCUUUGUUUUGGCCGGUAAACACACCGCAAAACCCUCACAAUGGCCAACGACAUCCGCCGGUCGCGCUCCAACACUUCCAUCUCGACCAAGAGCAAUCGCCCAAUAUCACGCGCAUCCACUGCGAGCAUACAUUCGUUUGACCAACACGACCACUCGCAACGCAAUCAUCCUCACGUCCACCCACACGCACAUGCACACGCCCAUGCACGCUUCCCACAACAUCAGCAUCCCGCACACAGCUUUCCUCCACAGUACAACACAACAUUUGCGCCCCUCGAGCCUGCCCUACUGCAAGCCGCCCAACAUGCCAGUCAGCAGGACCUCUCCAUGGACUCGGUGCAACAGUUGAUGGCAUUCUCGGCCGACGGCAGCGCGCCACCCCAGCAACCCAACCUCGCGCACCAAGCGUUCGACCCAAACCAAGCUGCUCUCAUGAUGCAGGGAUCCAUGAUCCAGCGACAGCCAUCCGUUGUCUCCAUCGGUCCCUCUUUGGACGCCGAAGAGAUCAAUGGCAAGAAGAAGAAGGGCUCCGCGUCAGGGAGCGCGACCAACGAUAAGGAACUGAGAGAAAUGCUUUCGCGAAACGAUGGCCGCGCGUUGAAAGACGUUGCUGCAGAAGUUAUUGCCACAGACAGGACAUCAAAAGCUGAGAAAUCAAAACAGCUCUUCGCCAUGCUCUGGUUGAAAUCGGUUUGCAAAACAGCAAAGACGUCCGUCCCACGUAACCGUGUGUACUCGAAAUACGCAGAAAGAUGCGGUACAGAACGUGUCAUCCCUCUCAAUCCAGCCUCGUUUGGCAAACUCGUGCGCGUCAUCUUCCCGGGCAUCCAAACGCGACGACUCGGUGUUCGAGGAGAGUCCAAGUACCAUUAUGUGGAUCUUGCGCUCAUCAACGACAGUGGAGAUGCUGCAGAUGGUCUUCGUUCCGUCACUGGACAGUCGGCACCGGGCCUGCUCAGGCGCCAGAGCUCAUCGACUCCCAAAAUCGACUUCAAUUCCAUGCCACGAUUACCCGCCGACACUGCUGCCUUCCCCACACAAGACCAAGCGUUUGAUUCGCAAAGUAGUUUCUUUUCGCAAUCUACCUCUCGGGGACGCCUCUUCACCGACAUAUACUCAGAGCAAUUCCGUGCCAAUAACAGCCGGAACACACCGAUGUGGGAGUACGACCUCAAAUUCGCCACGCCAGAACAAAUGGCACCCGAAGACAACGUCUCGAUUGUCUUGCCCGACAUAACACCUUAUCUACCUCCUAAAACAGAUUCAGACGCUGCGGAGGCUUUGGUCGCGCUUUAUCGCACCCACUGUACCUCGCUCAUCGACUCGGUCCGUUACUGCAAGGAGAAACAAUUCUUCCGUCUAUUCACCUCAUUCCAUGGCACAUUGACCGUGCCUGUUCAAAAACUAUUCGCACAACCAGAGAUCGCUCCUUGGAUAAGAGAAUGCGAUUGGAUGAUGUACCAGAAGAUGAUCCGCAAUGUCUCCCAGCUCACAUUACAAGUCGCGCCCCCUCCCGUACUCAAAUUUCUCGACAAUGUCUCUAAGAUGCUCUAUCCUCAUCUAAACAAGAUCUUCUGCAACCUACCAAACCAUACUCUCGAAGCGCGAUUGGAGCCAGCCACAUUAUUCUCUCAUCUUCUUCGACAGAUGCUCCGUGUGAAUUCGACGGCACAUGCUGCCGCAGUCAUGUUGAUGGCCGACAGCAACCGCGAGCAGAUGUGGGGAGACUGGAAAGCGUAUGUUAACAUCAAGCGGAUCAUCGAGAACGAGCUACCCUCAUCAUGUGGGCACGAGGACGUGCUCAACAUCCUCUCCACGGAGAUUCGCGCGCUACUUCUUCCCCUGCCGAGCGAAACCUGGCUUCCAACUGGCGUCCUUCUUAGAGAGCCAAUGCCAGAUAUACCCGACCUUACAAACGAGACCGUCAUCGACCGUAUCGCAGCGUUUCUUACUAGACUUCCUUCAAGAUUUCCACACGCUCCUGCUCGUAUCAUCCUGCACUGUGUCAAUGCCCUCGGAUCUGCCGCGCUCCGUGAGAUCACUGUCGAGAACGGCCAGAGCUUCCAAGGAUGGUGGCUCACGAAAGUUUUCAUCGAUGAGAUGGGCCAGUGGCUUGCCUCCUUGGGUGGUUUCCUCGACCACGCACCACCUAACCACAACGCUAUGGCCUACUCGCCAGGGCUGAUGGGUGAUUCAAUGACCACAGACAUUGCCAACGGUGGAACUGGAAGCAAUGCCGAGAGCCGGUAUAGCAGCAUAGACGCGGACUUUGGGCCAAACCAAAGUUUUAUGAGUACUAACACUGUUAGCAUGCCGGUUGGAGGCAGCAUGAAUUCCGAAAUCAAUACUCGACGAUAUCCUGAACGGUACGAUCAAGUGAGCUUCAAUCUCGAUUUGGACCUUGCAACCUCCCAACAGGAGCCCAACCACGACGACAGCGGCAUUCACCUAGACGAUGGGAUCGAUGCCAAAUUUGCGUCCGCCAUGCGAUCACACCUCUCGCAGCUCCCCGCUGGUGCCAGCUAGACCCGAGCGCCUCAUCAAUCCCUCAUCACCGCGCCACCGCUCACACAACCUCUUUGAAGAUGGCCACAUCCUCGACCCGCUCUUCUUAUGCAUCACGACGUCUCCGAAGUCACGAAUCUCCACAAUAAAAGCUGGGCAGGCCUCCGGGAACGUCUCUGUUUAUAA
Messenger RNA from Aaosphaeria arxii CBS 175.79, 2752 nucleotides. RefSeq lists its product as uncharacterized. Gene Ontology annotation, molecular function: RNA polymerase II cis-regulatory region sequence-specific DNA binding; DNA-binding transcription factor activity, RNA polymerase II-specific. The record is from RefSeq and is a predicted model, not a curated record. The coding region runs from base 101 to 2587 and encodes 828 amino acids. Gene Ontology annotation, biological process: regulation of transcription by RNA polymerase II. NCBI's taxonomy places the organism in Eukaryota, Fungi, Ascomycota, Dothideomycetes, Pleosporales. The transcript is spliced from 3 exons.